Messenger RNA from Acanthoscelides obtectus, 348 nucleotides. The record is from the annotation of a GenBank genome assembly. Lineage: Eukaryota; Metazoa; Arthropoda; Insecta; Coleoptera; Chrysomelidae.
AUGUACCAUUACGCAUGUAUGGACACAGUUAUACGACUACCACCAUAUAAUCCCGAUUUAAAUCCUAUUGAAUUGAUAUGGGCUACAGUGAAGAACAGAGUUGCAGAUCGAAAUAUCACAUUUACUUUAGAUGACGCACAGCGAAUAGCGGAGGAGGAAUUUUCAAAUAUAACACCACAUGACUGGAAGAAACGAUGUGAUCAUGUCAUCAAAAUUGAAACGGAAUAUCUGGAACGGGAAGAUAAAGUAUACGCGAUAUCUGAAGAAUUUAUUAUUAACAUCGGGAAUGAUGACACCGAUAGUGACAGUGACAGUGAUGUGGGAGAUAGCGAGUCCUUACCUUCCUAA